Molecule: messenger RNA, 1917 nt
Organism: Notolabrus celidotus (New Zealand spotty)
Lineage: Eukaryota; Metazoa; Chordata; Actinopteri; Labriformes; Labridae
Gene: kpna2
Product: karyopherin alpha 2 (RAG cohort 1, importin alpha 1)
Exons: 11
Coding region: 186-1757 (523 amino acids)
Biological process (GO): NLS-bearing protein import into nucleus
Cellular component (GO): nucleus; cytoplasm
Molecular function (GO): protein binding; nuclear import signal receptor activity
Source: RefSeq, a predicted model, not a curated record
CCGACCAAUCAGCGCACGCGUUGGGAUGCGCGCCGCUCGAACUGACCAAUCAGGAGCGUUUGUAGCAGAAAUUUAAAGGUCUGUGAGCUGAGGGAGAGAAUCACAUCCUCCCAGACACGAGAAGGAUUUAAACAUCUGCAAACUCCUGCUUCACACCUGCUGAGCUUCUUCUUCCCCCCCUGAUCAUGGCUGAGAACGCAGAUCGUCUGAACAGAUUCAAGAACAAAGGCAAAGACGCCAAUGAGCUUCGCCGCAGGAGGGUGGAGGUGAACGUGGAGCUCAGGAAGGCGAAGAAGGACGACCAGAUCUUCAAGAGGAGGAAUGUGUCUGCGUGUCCUGACGAGGCCACUUCCCCUCUGCAGGAGAGGACCCAGAACUGUCAGGCGGUCAGGCACUGGACGGUUGAAGAGAUUCUCACAGGAGUGAACAGCGGGAAUGCUGACUCCCAGCUCCAGGCGACACAGGCUGCACGGAAGCUGCUGUCCCGUGACAAACACCCCCCCAUCGAUCAGCUGAUCAGCGUCGGACUCAUCCCCAAGUUUGUCUCCUUCCUGGGACUCGUAGACUGCCCUCCGAUCCAGUUCGAGGCCUCCUGGGCUCUGACCAACAUCGCCUCCGGGACGUCCGAUCAGACGGCGGCCGUGGUGGAGGGCGGGGCCAUCCCUGCGUUCAUCAGCCUGGUCACGUCUCCUCACCAGCACAUCAGUGAGCAGGCGGUCUGGGCUCUGGGAAACAUCGCCGGUGAUGGAUCUGCUCUGAGAGACCGGGUCAUCAAGCACGGAGCUGUGGUCCCUCUGCUCACUCUGCUGGCCGUCCCUGACCUCUCCGUCUAUAAUACCACCUACCUGAGGAAUGUCACCUGGACUCUGUCCAACCUCUGCCGCAACAAGAACCCGUCCCCUCCUAUGGCCGCCAUCCAGCAGAUCCUACCCGCCCUCAUCCGCCUCCUUCACUGCGACGACCUGGAGGUGCUGGCCGACGCCUGCUGGGCGGUGUCGUACCUGACGGACGGCGCCAACGACCGUAUCGAGGUGGUGGUUCAGACCGGCCUGAUUGCCCGUCUGGUGAAGAUGCUGGGCUUCGACGAGCUGCCCGUCGUGACUCCUGCGCUGCGAGCCAUCGGCAACAUCGUCACCGGCACAGACGAGCAGACUCAGGCGGUGCUGGACGCCGGCGCCCUGAACAUGUUCUCUCAGCUGCUGCGCCACAAGAAGGCCAACAUCCAGAAGGAGGCGGCGUGGACUCUGUCCAACAUCACCGCAGGGAAGGACGGACAAAUCCAGGAGGUCAUCAACGCCGGACUGGUCCCGUACAUGGUGGAUAUGCUCGUGAGGGGCGACUACAAAACCCAGAAAGAGGCCGUGUGGGCGGUGACUAACUUCACCAGCGGGGGCACCAUCCAGCAGGUGGUCUACCUCGUCCAAGCCAACGUCCUGGAGCCGCUCCUCAACCUGCUCGCCUCCAAAGACAGCAAAACCGUCCUCGUCAUCCUGGACGCCAUCACCAACAUCUUCAUGGCCGGGGAUAAAAUCGGGGAGGCCGAUAAGCUGAGUCUGAUGGUGGAGGAGUGCGGCGGUCUGGAUAAGAUUGAGGCGCUGCAGGCUCACGAGAAUGAGAUGGUUUAUAAAGCGGCUCUGAACCUGAUCGAGAAGUACUUCUCAGAGGAGGACGAGGAGGUUCAGUGUGUCGCCCCAGACUCCACCGAUGACGCGUACGCCUUCAACAUCGGAGAAACCCAGAGCACUUUCAACUUCUAGAACUCUCUUUGACCUCUGACCUCACCUGUACUGUCCCCUCUCUCUCUCUCUCUCUGCUGUUUGUUCUGUUCAUGUCACUGUUUCCUGUUUCUGUGUGAGUGUACAUACUGUUUUAACGUGACUGAUAAAACAUGACUGUAAAUAAAGAUGUUGAAUAAUG